AUGAAGAUUCAUCUCUUUUUCUUUAUUCUUCUCUUUUGGGUCACAAUUUUACCAGCCAGAAGUGACAUGAGUAAAAAACCAAAGUAUAGAUUUGAGAGAUGCCAAAGAGUGAAAGGACUCUGUAAAACGUUUUGUGAUUAUGAUGAGUAUGAUUACGGAUACUGCAUUAGAUGGAGAAACCAGUGCUGCAUAUAA
Messenger RNA from Pipistrellus nathusii (Nathusius's pipistrelle), 195 nucleotides. NCBI's taxonomy places the organism in Eukaryota, Metazoa, Chordata, Mammalia, Chiroptera, Vespertilionidae. The record is from the annotation of a GenBank genome assembly.